UUGAUGACCUGAAAAUCUGUUUGAUCUCUUUGAUGCUGUUGCCUCUUGGAUUUUAGUUAAUGGAAUCCUUCUUUCUUGCAGAUAUUCAGUUUCUGAAUGUACAUUAUGGAUGACGAUAGCCAAGAUGAACUGAUUAAUGUAAACACUGCACUGGGGAAAGCAAGAGGAAAACGAGAAGUCGUAGCCAUUUUCAGUGAUGGAGAGGAAUCUAGCAGUGAAGAUGAUCUAGAUGAGGGUGGUACAGAUGAAGAUGAUGAUGAUGAUGAAGAUGAAGAUGAUGAAGAUGGAGAAGGGGUGGAAGAUGAUGAUGAAGGUGAUGAGGAAGAUGAUGAGGAUGAAGAUGAGGCAGAGGAAGACAAUGAAAUCGAUGAUGAGGCAGAGGAGGCUGUUAGAGGAGAUGACACAGAGAAAACAAGUUCUGGAGGUAAAUGGGGAAGCAAUUCCGAUGAGGAGGCCGACAAUUGCCCAAUCUGCCUGAAUACUUUCCGAGACCAGGCUAUUGGAACUCCAGAAAGCUGUGCACAUUACUUUUGCCUUGAUUGCAUUCUUGAAUGGGCAAAGAAUGCCAAUUCAUGUCCUGUUGAUCGAAUAAUCUUCAAACACAUCUGUGUCCGUACACAUUUUGGAGGAACAGUCAUAAAGAAGAUUCCAGUGCAGAGCCCUGAUAAAGAUAAUGAAGAGGAGGAAGAGGACGUGACAAACUGUGAGGUGUGUGGACGAAGUGACCGUGAAGAUAGCCUUCUCCUCUGUGAUGGUUGUGAUUCGGGGUACCACUUGGACUGUCUCACUCCUGCCCUUAAUACUGUUCCAGUGGAAGAAUGGUUUUGCCCAGAAUGUGCUGCUAACAAUCCCACAGCUGUGGUUGAGGAGAUUGAUGAAGAAGAAGUUGCCUUCCUUGUUGCUGAUGCAGCUCAAGAACCCACUACUUCCCGGUUACGUCCCUCUACUAGAAGAACUCGUGCUAUUGCAAGGACUCGCCAAAGUGAACGUGUACGGGAAAAUGUAAAUCGGAGCAGGAUUACCCAUGCCCAUCAAAUUGAGCAUGUGCCGCAGUACCUGAUGAAUGCAAGCCUGCUAGAUGAAACUAUUGAAACAGUUGUUGCAGGCUUAAACACAGCUGUGUAUCAUCGGCCUCUCACUCCACGAGCUCCAAGCACAAAGAAAUGUAGACGAAGACCAGGUAAAAAGAGGAAAAAAGCUGGAACAAAGAAACCUCGCAGCAAAACCAGUCAAGCGUCUGGAACGAAAGUCACUGGAAAGCCUGCAAGGAAACGGAGGAGAAAAGUGAAAAGAAGGAAGGGAAAGAAGAAGGCGGUUAAAUUGAGUUUCACAGCACGGUCACGCAUUGCAAAGAACCUUGGCCUUGGAAAGCCUGUAAAUGGCAUUUCAGUUCCUUCUGUGUACAGGCCACUAGAACCAUCCCUGAAGUCUAUGCGAACAGAUAUUGGAGCAGCUUCAUUAUCUGUAUACGGUGAUCCAAAUGACCUGGACCCAUUUGAAAGUGCUGCUGAACCUUUGGACAGGGAAACAUCAAGCCCUAGGUCACUUGUUAGCAACAAAAGAAGAAUUCUUUCCCGCUCAGCUCUGCGAUCUCAUCGGCCCGUAGCCCGACCAAUCUCUGUAAAAAUCUCAAGGUAG
Rhincodon typus (whale shark) is the source of this 1638-nucleotide messenger RNA. RefSeq names its product PHD and RING finger domain-containing protein 1-like. The record is from RefSeq and is a predicted model, not a curated record. NCBI's taxonomy places the organism in Eukaryota, Metazoa, Chordata, Chondrichthyes, Orectolobiformes, Rhincodontidae. The transcript is spliced from 11 exons. The coding region runs from base 97 to 1638 and encodes 513 amino acids.